GCCUCCAGCGGCCGCUUCUGUCUGGCGCCGCAGCGCCUUUCCCGCCCGCAUGGAGAGCCCCGCCGCCACCUUCAGCCUGGCCUACGUGGUGCUGGCUGUGUGCUUCGUCUUCCCGCCCAACGAGUUCCACCUGGCCGGGCUGACGGUGCAGAACCUGCUGGGCGGCUGGCUGGGCAGCGAGGACGCGGCCUUCGUACAGUACCACCUCCGGCGGGGCGCCGGCACUCUCCUGGCCCACGCUCUGCUGCCCCUCGGUUACUAUGCUGGCAUGUGCUUUGCAGCACCCGAGAAACAACUUUGCAGUUUUUAUCAGGCUCCAGAAAGCUGGAGAUUCUUUUUACUGCUGGCUGUUCUUGCCCCAACUGUUGCUGGUAUCCUAAUAUAUUACUGGUCACGAAAUGGCUGGAAUAACCACCCCCUAGUCAAGACGCUUUCCCUUUAUGCCCUCCCGCAGUCAGGUUGGAGGGCAGUGGCUUCCUCUAUCAACAUAGAAUUCAGGAGGAUUGACAAGUUUGCUACGGGAGCCCCUGGAGCCCGAGUAAUUGUUACGGACACCUGGAUCAUGAAAGUGACCACAUACUGUUUACAUAUUGUGCAGCAGCGAGAUAUCUUUCUAACUGUGGUAGACUCCAGACAGCAUGAACUCUUGCCAGACGCGAACAUGCCUGCACAGUUCCUCACAAUUCGUGUUGCCAGUAUUAAUCCUCAUGUGAAACCUUUUACUAUCCGGCUGAACUCAACAGAAUAUGGGGAACUGAGAGAAAAACUCCAUGCUCCUAUCCGUAAUGCCGCUAAUGUGGUAAUACAUCAGAGCCUCAGUGACUUGUUUCUGGAAACUUUUACCUCUUUGGUAGAGACAAAUCAGACAUACUGUGUUUCAAGCAAUCAGGAGCUAGACCCAUGCAUUGGGUGUAUGCAGACUACUGCAAAUGUCAAGCUUUUGAAGAACUGUCAAGAGCCGAAUGAAGGAGAGUGCCAACAAUGCUACUGUCGUCCCAUGUGGUGCUUGACUUGCAUGGGCAAAUGGUUUGCCAGUCGGCAAGACCAGCAGCACCCAGAAACCUGGCUUUCAAGCCGCGUGCCUUGCCCAACCUGCAGAGCCAAAUUCUGCAUUUUAGAUGUUUGUGUUAUACGAUGAACAGGUCCCGGAACACUCUUUUAAUCUGAAUGUACUUCAGAGGUGGAUGAAUCCACCUCCUUUUUGCUUUUUAUUAUUCUGUUCAUGGGGACUUUCUGUUAGUUGCCUUUCUGAUGAUUUUUCUAUUGGUUCAGUUUUUUAAUUGCUGUAACCAAACAACGGAAAAUGAUUAUUUUCACCAGCUUUGGCUACUCCCUUUGGUUACAUUAAAUACUGAGUGAUAGUUUAGAAUCGCAUCAGACCUCUACUGAAGCAGAAUUGGGGAACCCUGUGGCCUUCAAAGCUGUCCUUUCCACUAGUGGAACAGGGAAGAGGCACUUUCCAUUGAUUACGCUGCCUCCUCCCAUCUGCUAUGGAGGGUUGGGAGACACACAGUCUAAGAAAUACGUAGCACAAAAUGGGGUGAUCAUAAAUUUAACUAGUUUGAGCAAUACAGCCAAUCAGUUCAGCUCUUGGCUACAUAGCAUAUUAAAAGAAGAAGAAGCCCAUCUGCUCAGUAGUGGUUGGGGGCUUGCCUAUUAAACAAUUCAUAACCAGUCUCACCUGGGCUGGUGAACUGAUCACAAUUGUAUUAUGUCUGAAAUCAGAAUAAAAGUCACAGUAUAAAAGUACACGUGUUAAGGUUUCAGGAAUCUAGUAUUAGAGGGAUGCUUUCUCUCUUGAACAGAAGUCUCAAAUACUUGACCUGGAAUAGAACAUCUGAUUUUGCAAGAAUAAAUCUAUGGGCUUUCCCCCUUUUACAGUUAAUCAAAUAAGAUGGAUAAGUACCAUAGUUGGCUGGGAUUCUGGGAAAGAUGGGACAAUUUCUGUUAGUCAUGGAAUAUUAUCAGAAAAUCUUUAGGUCAGAACUUUUUAAUGCUUGUUGCUGCCCCAGCUUCUAAUGCUUGGGAUUCUGAUGAGACACCAAAUAGACCAAUUGUGCAUGAGAUACAAACAAUUGUAAAUAGAUUAGUAUCCUAAAAUGCAAUACUGUAUUACUUUGUAAAUCAAUAUUAAUCUUUAUGGGAUCUCUGCACUUGCUUUUCCUUGAUCUUCAGAGGCCUCUCAUUAUUAAAUGAGAAGGAUCACAGUUCACUUA
This is a messenger RNA of Lacerta agilis (Sand lizard), 2216 nucleotides long. It is a transcript of the gene TMEM129, whose product is annotated as transmembrane protein 129, E3 ubiquitin ligase. Lineage: Eukaryota; Metazoa; Chordata; Lepidosauria; Squamata; Lacertidae. The transcript is spliced from 4 exons. Gene Ontology annotation, cellular component: membrane; endoplasmic reticulum. Gene Ontology annotation, molecular function: ubiquitin protein ligase activity. Bases 50 to 1138 code for a protein of 362 amino acids. The record is from RefSeq and is a predicted model, not a curated record. Gene Ontology annotation, biological process: protein ubiquitination.